Molecule: messenger RNA, 1568 nt
Organism: Striga asiatica
Lineage: Eukaryota; Viridiplantae; Streptophyta; Magnoliopsida; Lamiales; Orobanchaceae
Source: the annotation of a GenBank genome assembly
CAGCAUUCGAUUCUAUCAUGUAGGGAAAAAACCUUAACCUGAUGUGAAUAUCGUAAUUUAAGAGAAAACAAGUAUAUCACUGUCCGAAUAGCCGGAAAAAGCCAUAACCCCACGCUCCAGCCAGCCCCACUGUCUUUUCUCCUUUCUUCUACCAAUCUUUUUCCUCCCCAUUUUACCCUCACCUCCGAGAUCCCAUUCCCCAUUAGGUCCUCGUAAUAUUGCUCCGAAUCCAGAGGCAGUUUCCGGACAACCCAACUGAAAUCCAGACCUCUGUUACAGAACCCGAUUUUCUUCACUUUCUCCGUAUUACGGAUGUAUCUGAAUGUAAUCCAGCUCCGUUAAUAUACCAGAUGGAUUUAUGUAUUGGAUUGUAUAUUUAAAUUGGGAAUUCACAACUCAUUAUGAGGUCAUCGUCGAUGAGAUCGGAGAAUUCAGCGCCAGCCGCCUCCGCUCCGCCGCCCAAUUCUGCGAAAGAUAUGAGUUCGGGCCAGAGUAAUGUAUUUAAAUUGUUAGCUCGGAGGGAGUUAUCCCCUCAAACAAAGAAAACUCCAAAAAGAUUUUGGGUAAAGGUGACCGGUGACCAAGUUGAUUCCUGUUGCUUAAAAAGUGAAAUAGCUAAAGAUGCUAGACAAGAACUUCGAUCGUGGGCUGAAGCCGAGUCAUUACUUCACUUAUCAGCUAAGUAUUGUCCGUUACAGCCUCCACCGAGGUCUACAAUUGCAGCAGCUUUUAGUCCUGAUGGAAAGACACUUGCUUCAACCCAUGGGGACCACACAGUGAAGAUAAUUGAUUGUCAAACGGGAACAUGUUUAAAGGUGUUGACUGAUCGUCCAAUUGCUUCAAUUGCCUUCCACGCACAAGGGGAAUUUCUGGCGGUAGCUUCAGGCCACAAGCUCUAUAUAUGGUACUACAGCAGGAGAGGUGAAGCUUCGUCACCAAUGAUUAUUCUGAGAACACGACGCUCCCUUCGUGCAGUGCAUUUCCACCCGCAUGGUGCACCAUUACUUCUAACUGCUGAGGUUAAUGAUCUCAACUCAUCGGACCCCACAAUGACAAUCGCCACCUGCGCGGGUUACUCACGCUACCCCCCACCCACCAUAUACGUCGCAGACCCCAACCCACCUUAUCAUUCAAACUCGGGAAACGAGUCGCCGUUUGUUUCAAUGCCUUUUCUAAUAUUCCCUUCACUCGGUCGAGGUGAGUCGGGUCCCACCUCACAACAGCAGGAUGUCAUCCAGCCACAGAGAGCUGAUUCCUCAACCUCUGUUCGUCUCCUCACAUACUCGACUCCUUCUGGACAGUACGAACUCGUUCUAUCCCCAAUCCAAUCUCCCGCUCGAGAAGAACCUCAAGAUAACAUCAAUAAUGAUGAUAGCAAUAACAAUAACAAUACCAAUAAUAGCUCUUUACAUAGAGAAACAGAUAAUACUUCGACCUAUCAGCCUUCUACGAAUGUCGUGGAUGGGCAAGCCGAGGAAGCAGCCAAUCAGUUCUUUCCAUUCGGUGACCCCACGCAUUGGGAGCUCCCGUUUUUGCAAGGAUGGCUUAUUGGUCAGAGCCAGGUGGGC